UCCCCCAAAGUCCCCACCCAGCCAAAAUCAAGAGAGAAGGCCACCUUUUUCCUCCGAUCCUCCCCUUUGCCUCUCUCUGUGCUGUGCGUCAUGCCGGCGGCGAGUCGAAAUAGCAUCGGCGGCGGCGGCGGCGGCAGGGGAUUCGGUAUAAACGACGACGUGGACAUCCUGACGGAGGUGCUGAAGCGGCUGGACGGGAGGUCUCUGUGCGUGGCGGCGUGCGUGUGCCGGCUGUGGAGCAGCAUUGCCCGCAACGACUCCCUGUGGGAGGAGCUCUGCUUCCGCCACGUGUCCCCCGGGGCCCGGCCGGUGGUGGUGGCGCUCGGGGGAUACAAGCGCCUCUACAUGGUGUGCGUGCGCCCCGUGCUCAAACGCCUUGCCCUGGCCCGGCCUCGUGUUUGGAGCCCGGUUGAGGUGCAGCUCUCCCUUUCGCUCUUCUGCGUCGAUUACUACGAGACCCUCGCCGGGAGUGGGCCACCAUCGUCGCUCCUGUUUCUCUGCAACCCGGUUAACGUUUGACUGUUUUCUUUUCUUUUCUUUCCGCGCCAAUUGACAAAUUCAUCAUCGUCAUCAUUAUUUAUUAUUAUCAUAACCAUAUAUCAUAAGAUUGUAAGAAUAAAGAAAGUGUGAAUUA
Linum trigynum is the source of this 634-nucleotide messenger RNA. The record is from the annotation of a GenBank genome assembly. Lineage: Eukaryota; Viridiplantae; Streptophyta; Magnoliopsida; Malpighiales; Linaceae.